UCACCUGAAUGCACCGUAGACAGAAUGCGCCAGUUAGUUAGCUAGUUAGCGUUCUUAGCAAACAACCGUCCUCUGUGGCUACAUAGCGGAGUUGGACCUGGGUAUCUGGAGUUAAUACUCUACAUGGACGGAUGGAACUCUUGUACCUUUGUUGCCUCGUAGUUGACAGAAUUAACUUCGUGGUUUAACACCGGCGUUCAGCGCACAGCACUAGCUUGUCAAAAGACACCCAAAGUUAGCUAACUUUAGCCACUAGCGUGACUAACGUUUGUUACGUUCUCAGAACAUUUUGACUUGAAGGAAGGAAGGAAGGGAGGAAGGAAGGAAAGGAGAGAGGAAAGUUAUCAGCAGGGUCGCUGGAUAUCACUAUUUAUGCAAAACUAGCAAACUUAUGGACUCCUUAGUUCUGUCAGUGUGACGCAUUUGGAAAAGUUGUCUUUCUGUCCAUCCUGUGUGACAUUUAACACAAGUAAGUUAAUAAGAAAUGCUUCAGCCGACUGUCAACAACUAGGCUAACUUUAGCCGUGUAACGGGCGAGAGCGACCACGUCGGCCAUCACUAAAGUCAGCUAUCUAACCCAACCUAUGUUAGAAAGCAAACUGGUUUUGUAAAGCCUCUCUUUGUUGGACUCAUUGACUCCUGAGCAGCUUUACCAGCAGCAGGACGACAAGAAGAAACGUAUGGCAUCGGAUGUGAUUGAGAGCGACGCGGUGUUAAAGGGUGUAAAUGAGAUGAAUCUGAACAAAGGUAGCCCAGAUUUUGUGUCAACCAGGAGGACUCAUGAAGAGCUGGGAAACAGAAAGACAUCCAGCCCUUCGUCUUCUGGAGUGUCGGGAGAGGGGGACGAAGAUGAAUUAGGGGAACUACAAAAAAGCACAGCUUCUACAGUGGAAAAUGGCGAAGAGGCACUUCAAGAGAGUCCAAUAAAAACAAGACGUACGCCACAGGAAGGGACAACUCCAGACAAUGAGCAGAGACAACCGGGAGCUAGAAGCUCGACACCAGGGAGCCUCUCCCAGCCACGCACACCAACUACACCCAUUGCAAGCCUGGAACGCAGAGAGUCAGUCGCCACAAGAGAGGCCCGCCUUCGCAUGGAAGGAGUUGUACUUAAGGAAGAAUGGCAGGAUGAGGAUUUCCCACGACCCCUCCCAGAGGAAGAGGAGCUUGAUGAGGAGCUUUUUGCAGGAACCUCUGAGGAGGGAGAACCUGGCUAUAUAUUGAAUCAUGGCAAGAGGGCGAAGAAGAAGCUUGCAGCGCCGGACAUCAGUCUCACACUUGAUCGCAGUGAAAGUUCUCUUCUCUCUGAUGACCUGGAUGAAAGUACAGAGCUGGACCUCGAUGGCAUGGACACACCUUCAGACAACAGCAAUGAGUUUGAAUGGGAAGAUGAUCUCCCCAAGCCAAAAAACACAGAGCUGCUACAGAAGGGUAUGGAGUCAGUGCAGGAGUACUCAGCUGCAGACGAGAGGGAGGAAGGUCGACGCUGGAGGGUGUUUCGUAUUGGAGAGCAGGAACACAGAGUGGACAUGAAGGCAAUUGAACCUUACAAGAAGGUCAUCAGCCACGGAGGUUACUAUGGAGAUGGUUUGAAUGCCAUAAUUGUGUUUGCUGUGUGCUUUAUGCCUGAGAGCAAUCAACCAAAUUACAGAUACAUCAUGGACAAUUUAUUCAAAUAUGUCAUCGGCACACUGGAACUUUUGGUUGCUGAGAACUAUAUGAUUGUGUAUUUGAACGGGGCGACAUCGCGGAAAAAGAUGCCCACGGUCAGCUGGCUUAGAAAGUGUUAUCAGCAGAUUGAUAGGAGGUUAAGGAAGAACUUGAAGUCUUUGAUAAUUGUUCAUCCCUCUUGGUUUAUCCGCACACUGCUGGCACUCACAAAACCUUUCAUAAGCUCAAAAUUUAGUCAGAAAAUUAAGUAUGUGUUCAGCUUGAAAGACCUCGCUGAACUGGUUCCAAUGGAGUAUGUGUCCAUACCGGAUUGUAUUAAACAGUUUGACGAGGAAAAAAAUAGGAAAACCUCUAAAAGGUUUAGAUUUUGAUGUGGUUGAUGCUGGAAUCGAUAAGGACAUGAACAGCAAAGUGGAGGUGGCAGCGGCUGCCGUUCCAGAGUGACCCUGCUCGCACUACAAAGAUGUGGAGGAGGAGAAGGAGGAGAGCGAUGAAGAAUGUUUAGAAGCGCAGCCACUCUAAUGUUUCUGUUCUGGGCAACACGACUGGAGACUUAGCUCUUUGCAUCAUGAAAGUGCCUUUAUGAAAUGAUGCUACCUGUUUCAUUGUUGGAACUUUUCACUGCUUGAUUCUCAGCGUUUUUCCACAAUCUGUCUGAAAUGUUUUAAAUCUUUUUUUAUGUACUGCUGGUAUAUCCUAAUGAACUUAAGCUUAUGGGUGUUCUCCAGUAACUGUUAUAUCUAAGCGUUAUUUAAGGCACUCUGUUACAAAUGGUUGAUGCAUGUUCUGCUUUAUUACAUUUAAAUAUAUAUUUAUAUUCAAAAGGUGACAAAGGAGAGAGAUUAAUAUAUUUUUAUGGUUGCUCUGAUUUUAAAAUGAGUUUUAGGACUCUGGCCUAUUGAGUGGCAUUUCAUAAAACACCAUUUUUUGAAGGCACCUUUUUUCACCGUUCACUGUUAAAUCUUGCCUGGGGAAAAUAAAGGUUUAUUUUUUGCCCCUCACUUGAAUGUGCCCUCUGAAUUAAGGAGGGAGAAUAUCUGAGAGCAACAAUCUGAAGCAAAAAAUGUAGGUCUUAUUAUAACAUUACCUCUCAGUAAAGUCGUGGAUCCACAACAUU
Molecule: messenger RNA, 2788 nt
Organism: Notolabrus celidotus (New Zealand spotty)
Lineage: Eukaryota; Metazoa; Chordata; Actinopteri; Labriformes; Labridae
Gene: bnip2
Product: BCL2 interacting protein 2
Exons: 12
Coding region: 681-2042 (453 amino acids)
Biological process (GO): apoptotic process
Cellular component (GO): cytoplasm
Source: RefSeq, a predicted model, not a curated record